AUGAAUCUUCCAUCCCUUGAAUCAUCAUCUUCUCUAUCGCGGAAACCCACGAGCGACGUGCAACUGGCGACCAGCAGCGAUGAAGAUUCCCAAGCGGCCGAUAUGAAAACUUCCUCAUCUACAUUCUUCAUACGAAGGGUAGUCACAAUUGCUUACCUAUGCGGUGUGAACGUUACCAGUAAUGCAUCCAACGGCCUUACGGUUAUUGGGCUUCCCCGACUAAAAGAAGAUCUUGAUCUUCAUCCGUCUCUUGCCUUCUGGCCAUUGUCAGUAUAUGGACUGGCCACAGCAUCAACUCUGCUCCUCACCGGUGCUAUCGCUGAUGUCGCAGGACCACGUUCAGUGAAUCUUCUGGGAUGCAUAUUUAAUUGUAUAUUUAUAACUGCUUGCGGACUCGUUAGAAAUGGAGAGCAGCUGAUCAUCCUGAGAGCCUUACAGGGCCUUGCCGCUGCUCUGCACUUUUCUACCUCUGUGGCCCUUGUUACUCUAGGGCAGCCUCAAGGACGAGGGCGAAACUUAUCCUUUGCUUGCUUGGGAUUAAGCCAGCUGUUAGGUUUCUCAGCUAGCCUCAUUUUAGGUGGCAUACUGGUCGACACUAUUGGCUGGCGGUGGGGAUGGUACCUCUGUGGAGGUAUGACCCUAUUGCUAUUUGCCGUUGGAUGGUGGUCUUUACCAGAAGCCACACAGCCUAUCUCGCCACGAGCCAAAUGGCAAAAUAUAAAAACACGAGUUGACUGGGUUGGCGGAUUUCUCGCAUCGUCCUCGAUGAGCCUACUAACAUACUUCUUGGCCAUCAUCAGUGCUGAUAUUGAUCAAAUUCGAUCACCCGGAAGUCUCUUGGCCGUCAGCCUCAGUUUAGUAACUGCCGUUCUUUUUGUUUUCUGGAUGCAUUUUCGGGUCAAGAACGGCCAGGUAGCCCUGAUUCCGAAUGAGCUCUGGAAGAACGCUUCUUUUACCAGCAUAUGUAUCACGGUAGCAUUGUCAUUUGCUGUUCUGAACUCUCUAGAUCUUGUGACGAGCCUUUAUUUUCAAGACAUCGAGCAUCUUUCCGCCCUCGAAGCGGCUAUACGCAUGCUUCCAAGCACUGUGGUUGGCCUCGCUCUCAACAUUACAACGGGCCUUGUAGUUCACAAGAUCCGUGCCAACUGGCUGGUCGCUCUCGCUUCUCUCCUGUCCGCUGGCUCGCCCCUUCUUAUGGCUUUCAUCCAGCCGGACUGGCCUUACUGGCAGUGCGCUUUCCCUGCACAGAUCCUCAUGCCUUUUUCUGUUGAUGUUCUAUUCACAGUCGGCCUCAUAGUCAUAACAGAGGGUUUUCCGGACGAAAAGCAAGCAGUUGCUGGCGCUGUUUUUAACACUGCUGGGCAGCUUGGUAACACAAUGGGACUGGCUACCAUGCAGGUCAUCUCAACAUGGGUCACAAAACACGAGAGAGCAAAAUCCGCGGCACAAGCUCUAAUGGAGGGUUACAGAGCGACAUUUUGGACUAUGCUAGCCCUCUUGUUGAUCUGCACCAUUGUAGGAGCAACUGGGCUUCGCCAGGCGGGCAGAAUUGGAUCAAAACAUCAUUGA
Fusarium odoratissimum NRRL 54006 is the source of this 1569-nucleotide messenger RNA. RefSeq lists its product as uncharacterized. The transcript has 3 exons. Gene Ontology annotation, cellular component: membrane. Gene Ontology annotation, molecular function: transmembrane transporter activity. Gene Ontology annotation, biological process: transmembrane transport. Bases 1 to 1569 code for a protein of 522 amino acids. NCBI's taxonomy places the organism in Eukaryota, Fungi, Ascomycota, Sordariomycetes, Hypocreales, Nectriaceae. The record is from RefSeq and is a predicted model, not a curated record.